AUGGAGGCUAUAGCAAAACACGAUUUCACUGCAACAGCGGAUGAUGAACUCAGUUUCAAGAAAAAUCAGGUUCUCAAAAUACUAAACAUGGAGGACGAUAUGAAUUGGUAUAGAGCAGAAUUGGAUGGAAAGGAAGGUCUUAUCCCUAGUAAUUAUAUUCAAAUGAAAAAUCAUAGUUGGUAUUAUGGUAGAAUAACAAGAGCAGACGCUGAAAAACUACUAGCAAAUAAGCCAGAAGGUGGAUUUCUCAUUAGGAUUAGUCAAUCAAGCCCAGGAGAUUUCUCAUUAUCAGUCAAAUGCCCAGACGGCGUCCAGCACUUCAAGGUAUUAAGGGAUGCGUCGAGCAAAUUCUUCCUAUGGGUGGUGAAGUUCAAUUCCCUAAAUGAGCUGGUGGAUUACCACCGCACCGCCUCAGUUAGCCGCCUCCAAGAUGUCAAACUUCGCGACGUUGUUCCUGAAGAGAUGCUCGUUCAGGCUCUGUACGACUUCACACCACAAGAGGCUGGUGAGCUGGAGUUCAGGCGAGGCGAUGUCAUCACGGUUCUAGAUCGCUCGGACCAGCACUGGUGGCAGGGUGAGAUCGCGCACCGCCGCGGUUUGUUCCCGGCGUCGUACGUGACCGCGUAUCACUCAUAG
This is a messenger RNA of Leptosia nina, 636 nucleotides long. Lineage: Eukaryota; Metazoa; Arthropoda; Insecta; Lepidoptera; Pieridae. The record is from the annotation of a GenBank genome assembly.